This is a messenger RNA of Peronospora belbahrii, 222 nucleotides long. The record is from the annotation of a GenBank genome assembly. NCBI's taxonomy places the organism in Eukaryota, Oomycota, Peronosporomycetes, Peronosporales, Peronosporaceae.
AUGGACCAACAUGCCGAAGCGCCUCGACGCAAGCGGAAGAGCAGGUUUAGCGAUGCUCAACCAGAUUCUGUAGCACCAGUAGACAAGAACCAGGCUGUGAAUACUGCUGUGUCAUCAUUUUCAUUGGAUCCUGCAGCUUUGGCACGAGCUGCAGCAGCCAAGAUCGCGCGGGCUAUUCCGGGUCCGCUGCUACAACAACUGCAUCCAUGUCAGCAGCCAUAA